Molecule: messenger RNA, 1486 nt
Organism: Gavialis gangeticus (Gharial)
Lineage: Eukaryota; Metazoa; Chordata; Crocodylia; Gavialidae
Product: betaine--homocysteine S-methyltransferase 1
Exons: 8
Coding region: 67-1302 (411 amino acids)
Molecular function (GO): zinc ion binding; betaine-homocysteine S-methyltransferase activity
Source: RefSeq, a predicted model, not a curated record
CGCUGUCCCGUCCCGUCCCGUCUGCCCGCGCCGUCAGGGGAAGGCAGCGGCACCAGGCAGCCCAGCAUGGCACCGGUCGGAGGGACCCCCAAGCCGCCCAAGAAGGGUAUCCUAGAGCGUCUAGAUUCUGGAGAAAUUGUGAUUGGAGAUGGAGGAUUUGUCAUUGCCCUUGAAAAGAGGGGUUAUGUAAAAGCUGGGCCUUGGACUCCAGAAGCUGCAGUAGAACACCCAGAAGCAGUCCGCCAGCUUCACCGGGAGUUCCUCAGAGCUGGAUCAAAUGUUUUGCAGACAUUCACCUUUUAUGCCAGUGAAGACAAACUAGAGAACCGGGGAAACUAUGUAGCUGACAAAAUAUCUGGCCAGAAAGUAAAUGAAGCUGCUUGUGACAUUGCACGGGAAGUAUCCCAAGAAGGAGAUGCUUUGGUGGCAGGAGGAGUCAGUCAGACACCAUCAUACCUCAGCUGCAAGGAUAAAGCAGAAGUUAAAGCAAUUUUCCAAAAGCAGCUAGAGGUCUUUGUUGAAAAGAAUGUGGACUUCUUAAUUGCAGAGUAUUUUGAACACGUUGAAGAAGCUACCUGGGCAGUUGAAGUCUUAAAAGAAUCUGGGAAGCCAGUUGCAGUUUCUUUGUGCAUUGGUCCAGAGGGAGAUAUGCAUGGUACACCUCCUGGAGAAUGUGCUGUCCAGCUGGUAAAGGCAGGUGCUUCUAUUGUUGGGGUGAACUGCCAUUUUGACCCAGACACUUGCCUAAAAACUGUGAAGCUCAUGAAAGAGGGCUUACAGGCUGCUAAGCUGAAAGCACACCUGAUGUCUCAACCACUUGCUUUCCACACCCCUGAUUGCGGGAAGCAGGGUUUUAUUGAUCUUCCAGAAUUUCCUUUCGGUCUGGAACCAAGAAUUCUCACCAGAUGGGAUGUUCAAAAAUAUGCAAGAGAGGCCUAUAACAUGGGAAUCCGGUAUAUUGGAGGCUGCUGUGGAUUUGAGCCUUAUCACAUCAGAGCAAUAGCUGAGGAGCUGGCCCCUGAAAGAGGAUUUUUGCCAGAGGCUUCUGAGAAACAUGGUAGCUGGGGAAGUGGUUUGAGCAUGCACACCAAACCUUGGGUCAGAGCAAGGGCCAGAAAAGAGUACUGGGAGAAUCUGCUGCCUGCUUCAGGCAGGCCAUACUGUCCUUCAAUGUCAAAGCCAGAUGCCUGGGGAGUGACAAAAGGAUCUGCAGAGCUGAUGCAGCAGAAAGAGGCAACAACUGAACAACAGCUGAAAGAGCUCUUUGAGAAAGAGAAGUUCAAAUCCAAUAUGGUUGCUUAAAUGUCAUCUUGAAUUAUGUAUGGAGCCCUUCCAAAUGUGUUUCCUUACCAUUUGGAAUUUGUGAGGGCAUGUGUCCAUGUUUAAUGUACCAGUUGACAUGUAACAGUGAAACUAAAUGCAGACAGACUGUGAUUACAAAUGAUCUAUAUCAAUCCUUGAUAAUAAACUACUUUUCUGUAAGAAC